AGGCUGACGAGUCCAGGGAACGCUUGUGCGGUCGCAGCUAGUUGCCCACUGGUGACCCGCGACACAAUUCAUAGCGCGACGCUCGUGCCUCCACGAACAGGUGGCUCGGUGCCGAACGAUGCUGAACGUUGUGGUCCAGAGGGUCAUUUGGCAAGAUAAACUUCGAUCGCCGAUUGUCGACUGAUGGUCGCAUGAGGGCACCGCUUCUGCUCCGCGAACGUCGUGCGCUGCGGUGAUAACAGGUUUCUGCAAGAGCAGUACGUACGCGCCGUUGAUUACCUGAGCUGUGUAACGGAAGACAAUCGCCUCGUCCCCCUGUAUGGCGUCGCGCUGUCCCUAUUGCACCUUGCUCUGCACGCUAUACGUGUUCCCAAGCCUCGUGAUGCGCCCAAGGGCGCGUCCCCGCUUUUAGCAUCCGAAGAAAGCAGCACGCGGCAUAAUGCCCUUCAACGUCUCAUACAACGAGCAGGAGGUCCGACCAUACUUGUGCCGAAACUGACGCGUCUUCUUUGCUCCCUGAUCCUCGUUGCCCUAUCCCUCGUGACCGUCGUCCGCCAACACCAUGUUUCGGGCGUAGACAUUUCCUGGAUCCACUGUGUCGAACCUGCAGUAUACGUUUACUCCUUGAUUCUCUCCGCGGCGUACGUCAUGACGCGUAACUCCCGGUUGCUCUCGUUCCACUUGUCUUGGGUCCUGCUGUUCACCCUCGGAGUCUACGUGUUUCGCGACGUCGUUCCCCUGUUCGUAAAGUACCGGAGUCCCGCUGACAGCCCGGAUGGCAUAAUUCUCUGGGUAAAAUUAUUAGUGCUCUUCGAAGCGGCAGUAGCAAUUCCUCUUGUCGCGCCUCGUGUCUACGAACCGCACGAUCCCGAUGAGCCUAUGGAACACCCCAACAAGAACCAAACCGCAUCUGUAUUGUCCUCGAUUCUCUUCAACUGGAUAAAUGAGACGAUAUCGAAGGCAUCUCGCGUCUCCCAUUUCCCCUUGGACGAUCUGCCAGUGCUCGCCGACACGUAUACUACUACGAACCUCAUCAAGGAGAGCUUUCCGCACGUCGACCCAUUCCAACUCGGCAAGGAUGAACACUUGUUCUGGGGGCUUCUACGAGUGUAUCGUCGCAAGUACUUGAUCUACUCAGCACUGGUCUUCAUAUCCUCGAUACUGGCCCUGUCACGCCCGAUUGCCGUGAAAGGCCUCCUUGCGUCGAUCGAGGUGGGCGGACAGAAAUCAGACGUGUACCCCUGGGCAUGGAUUGUCCUCCUGUUCGUCGGUCCAACGCUAGUGACCCUCCAAGAGGAAUGGGCACAGUGGAUGAUGAAUCGGCUAAACAUCCGCAACGAUGCAAUCGUUACGGAACUACUCUUCGAGCACGCGCUGCGCAUUCGCGUCAAGUCCGAAACGUCGCGGAGUGCCGACGAGCCCCAGGAAGGGGGCAAUGCGGGCAACGCGUCGGAAAAGCAGGGCAACCUCGUGGGACGCCUCAACAACCUCGUCGCAAGUGACUUGGAGAAUGUCCGCCAAGGGAACAAGAUGUGGCUGCAGCUCUUUGUGAAGGUACCUAUUUUGAUUGUGGCGAACAUUUCGUUCGUGUAUGGAGUCCUGGGAUACAGUGCUCUCAUCGGGCUGGCCUCCAUCAUUGCACUACUCCCCGUGCCGGGAUACCUGAGCAAACGGAUCCAGAGAUACCAAAUAGAAAAAAUGAACAAGACCGAUUCCCGAGUGCAACUGAUCAGCGAGAUCCUCAACGUCAUCCGGAUGAUCAAGCUUUUCGGCUGGGAACCCCGCGUAGCAGGACAAGUCAAAGCGCGCAGAGAGGCUGAGCUCAAGCUGCUCCGCAAGAGCAGGUUCGUUGAGCUUGUGAAUAACUGCAGCAAUUUCAGCAUCCCAUUGUUCACAAUGGCGAUCACGUUUGGAGCAUAUACGACGUUUCAGCAUGGGGUGUUGACGGCACCCCGGCUUUUCUCGUCCUACACCGCGUUCAUGACGAUCCAGCAACAAUUACACUUGAUCUUCUUCGCAAUACCUGUCGUGACACAAGCCAAAGUCUCAUUGGACCGUCUCAAUGCGUUCCUUCAUGACACUGAGCUCCUCGAUCAAUACGAGGAGAUCAAGCAUGGAACGGUCCACAGAGAGCAAAUUCGCCACCUUCGUGAACCCGACAUUAUUGGUAUCAAGCAGACGGCGUUCAAGUGGGCCAGCGACAGAAAGGCUCAGACUACUGUUACACCUUCCGGAACGAGGCAGCGCGAAUUCGUGCUGAACAUUGACGAGGAACUGCUCUUCAAGCGGGGGCAGAUCAACCUAGUGGUUGGACCGACUGGAUCGGGGAAGACGUCGCUGCUGAUGGCACUUUUGGGCGAGAUGCAUGCGAUCCCUGCUGGACCUGAGUCUUUCGUCGCACUUCCGCGAGCGGGCGGUGUCGCAUAUGCUGCACAGGAGUCUUGGAUACAGAGCGAGACGAUCAGAGAGAAUAUCCUUUUCGGGGCACCUUACGAUGAGAAACGGUACAACAAGGUCAUCAAACAAUGUGCUCUCGAGCGUGACCUUACUCUCUUCGAUGCCGGUGACAAGACGGAGGUGGGCGAAAAGGGCAUUGCACUCAGCGGUGGACAGAAGGCUCGCAUUACGCUGGCUCGUGCCGUAUACUCGUCGGCAGAGAUACUUAUCCUUGACGACGUCCUUGCUGCUCUUGAUGUCCACACCAGUCGCUGGAUCGUGGACAAGUGUUUCAAGGGCGAUCUGAUCCGUGGACGUACCGUCAUUCUAGUCAGUCACAACGUUGCCCUUAUACGUCCUAUUGCGAACUUUCUCGUUGCACUUGGGAGCGAUGGUCGGGUCGUCAGCCAGGGGUCUCUCGAUGAGGCUCUUCAAAAGGACCGCGAAUUGCUUGAAGAGCUCAAGACAGAGGAAGCCCUUCAUCAGGCGGAUACGGAAUUGGAGAGACCCAAUAUCGAUGGCCAUGAUACUAGUGACGGAAAGCUUGUGAUUGCCGAAGAGAUCAGUGAAGGGCGCGUCGGGUGGAACGCUUUCCUGCUGUACACGCGGAAUACUUCAACUCACAACUGGCCGUACUGGACUUUCUACAUCGCCACUCUCUGCAUGACACAUGCUCUGAUCAACGGCGAGUCGUACUUCCUAGGAUACUGGGCAGCUCAGUACGAAGAUCACGAUCCAUCUGAGGUGCCCGUCCCUUUCUACAUGUCAAUAUACUUCGGUAUUAUCACAGCUAUUCUCUUCAUCUACGCUGUCUGUUGGUCAACAUACGUGUAUGGCUCCAUCCGCGCCUCGAGGAAUAUUCACAGCGACCUCGUAGCCACGAUCCUGGGCACUACUCUUAGAUGGCUUGACAUGACGCCUACAUCGCGUAUUGUAGCUCGUUGCACCGCCGACAUCCAAGCAGUCGACACAAACAUCCCUUCCACGCUGCAUUACGUUCUCGAAGGAACCGUGUUCAUGCUUUCGCGGAUAGCCGCCGUCAUGCUCAUCACGCCCAUGUUCAUUCUCCCCGCCUUUGUCGUCUCUGUCAUCGCAGGUUGGGUCAGUCAGAUCUACAUGCGCGCUCAGCUCUCGGUUAAACGUGAGAUGAGCAAUGCGCGUGCGCCCGUCCUAGCUCACUUCGGAUCUGCUAUCGCGGGUAUCAUCUCAGUCCGUGCGUAUGGUGCGCAGGAGACCUUCAAGUCAGAAUCUUGCUUGCGUAUGGAUAGGUAUAACCGCGCUGGCUUCGUUCAAGAUGCGCUCUCUCGCUGGAUCAACAUCCGACUGGACGUUUUAGGCAACUCUCUAUCAACGGUACUUGCCGCAUACUUGGUUUAUGUUGCACAUAUAAGCUCGUCUGGGGCUGGCUUCGCUAUGUCAAUGGCAGUUGGUUUCAGCGGCUUCAUCCUUGCGUGGCUGAGGACGCUCAACGACUUCCAGGUCAUGGGUAACAGCUUGGAGCGGAUCCAACAAUACAUGACCAUCGAGCAGGAACCAAAGUCGUCUAUAACAGGAGUACCGCCUGCGUACUGGCCUGCGAGUGGGGAUUUACGUGUCGAAAAACUAUCAGCGCGGUACUCACCGGAUGGACCACGGGUGCUCCACGAAUUGUCAUUCGAGGUCAAAUCCGGAGAACGUAUUGGUAUUGUUGGUCGUACGGGUAGUGGGAAGAGUUCCCUCACGCUUUCUUUGCUACGGUGCAUACCGACGGAGGGAGCUGUCUACUACGAUGGCCGCCCGACUGACACUCUCAAUUUGGAGGCUCUCCGCUCCCACAUCACCAUCAUUCCCCAGAUGCCCGAACUGCUUAGCAGAACUCUCCGUCAAAACCUGGAUCCUUUCGAGCAGCAUGACGAUGCCACACUCAACGAUGCGCUGCGCUCUGCUGGUCUGUUUUCCUUGCAGGAAGAAGGGGACCAUGGACGCAUCACGCUUGAUGACGACAUUGCCGGAGGAGGCGGUAACUUAUCGGUUGGUCAACGUCAGAUUAUCGCACUGGCUCGGGCCAUCGUGCGAAGGAGCAAACUACUGAUUCUCGAUGAAGCAACAUCUGCCAUCGACUAUGAAACCGACUCCAUUAUUCAGAAGUCUUUGCGGGAAGAACUUGGCCGGGAUGUCACAGUCCUGACUGUUGCUCAUCGUCUACAGAGCAUCAUGGACUCGGACAAAAUCAUGGUGCUGGAUGCGGGAAGAUUAGUGGAGUACGAUGCCCCAAGUGCGCUACUAGAGAGGCAGGAUGGGUACUUCCGGAGUCUGGUAGACGGUAGUAGUGACCGCACCGCGUUGUAUGCAAUGGCUGGAGUAUCUCUGUGACAGGAAG
Dichomitus squalens LYAD-421 SS1 is the source of this 4795-nucleotide messenger RNA. RefSeq names its product P-loop containing nucleoside triphosphate hydrolase protein. The coding region runs from base 649 to 4788 and encodes 1379 amino acids. Gene Ontology annotation, biological process: transmembrane transport. NCBI's taxonomy places the organism in Eukaryota, Fungi, Basidiomycota, Agaricomycetes, Polyporales, Polyporaceae. The record is from RefSeq and is a predicted model, not a curated record. Gene Ontology annotation, molecular function: ATP binding; ABC-type peptide transporter activity; ATP hydrolysis activity. Gene Ontology annotation, cellular component: fungal-type vacuole; membrane. The transcript is spliced from 41 exons.